Messenger RNA from Perca flavescens (yellow perch), 1887 nucleotides. Its product is annotated as transmembrane protein 182-like. The transcript has 5 exons. NCBI's taxonomy places the organism in Eukaryota, Metazoa, Chordata, Actinopteri, Perciformes, Percidae. Gene Ontology annotation, cellular component: membrane. The coding region runs from base 231 to 1013 and encodes 260 amino acids. The record is from RefSeq and is a predicted model, not a curated record.
GCCCCUGAUUGGUCAGUAUGGCAAGGAAAUGCAUUGUCCAGAGGCUUGUGUUUGUCAUGGUGCUCACUUAUUUCUCUCAACAGAAAAGUAACGGACACAUGGAGUUGGCAGUUAUUUAGUGAAUCUGAAUUUAUUCUGUGUAUUUGAAUAGGAUAUGCUGUAGAAAGCUAAGAAAAGGAAAAGUGCAGAAUUGCAGCUAUAAAAAAACAAAAAGGCGAACAGACUGAGAAAUGUCUCCUCCUGAGAGGCUUAAGGUGCUCCUCUUCUUGGCUUUGUUCUUCGGAGCGACAGGAUUUCUGUUCACACUGCUGUCCUGUGGGACCGAGUACUGGCUGCUGGCGGCCCAGUCCUGCAGCCGGCCGGAGGAACACCAUGGAGGGAGUGGCCUGAGAGAGGGCACCGAGGUUAUAGAUGGUGUGAGGAUCUUCCAUGAGGGCCUGUUUUGGCGCUGCUCUUUCAUGGCUGUUUCAAAUGAACACUCUAUAUGGGACAUUUUGAUCUCAAAUCAGCCGCCAUCAAAGGUCUGCCAUGCCGCGUUCCUCUUCCCAUUUCCUGUUUAUGAGCGAUCGCAGUUGGAGCCACACAGUUUCCCCACGCAACCGUAUGAACAUCACUCUGCCAUCGUUUAUAGGACCUUCUGGAGCAUCUUCCUUGCCACAGGCUUGGCUGCUGUCGUCAUAAGUGUAUUCGUUGUCAUCUGUGCCUGCCCACUGACCAAUCACAGACUCUAUAAAGUGGGCGGGGCCCUUCUGCUUUGUGGCGGGCUGUGUCUGCUGGCAGUGAUGGUGAUGUAUCUGAUGUGGGUCCAGGUCCUGGACACUCUGGAGCAGUUUGCCCACCAUCAGAGAGUCUCCACCUGCCCCUCCUUCCACCUCAGCAUCCAGCACGGUCCUUCAUUCCUCCUCGCUCCGGUCGCUGUCUUCUUCUGCCUGCUGGCUGGCCUGCUCUUCAUCCUGAUUGGCCGAUGCAUACAGGGGACACAGCUAGAUAAGAUAAACAAAGUUCGGGUUUAAUCUAGUGCCAUGAUGCAAAUGUCAUGCAAACUAAAUAUGGCAAGGUGGAUCAGUGGUUAGCACUUCUGCCUCACAGCAAGUUGGGACUGCAGAGUCUGAUCCCCGGUCUGGGCAGAGUUAGAUCCCCGGUUUUCUAUGUGGAGUUUGCGUGUUCUCCCUGUGUUGGCGUGGGUUUUCCUCCGGGUGUUCCUCCCACCAUAAAGACAUGCAUCCUAGGUAACUAGGACAAUUAGCUGUCUGGCUAACACUGGCACAUUUACAGAAAUGUUGAUUAAUGUGCAUUGUCCUAAUAAAAUACAACAUUCAUUAAUUAAUAAAAAAUAUGUGUUGUCCUAACCUGAGGGUUUAACCAGGCUUAGUACAUGGAAAAACAGCAGUUUUCUAUACCAUGGGUGUGUAGUCUCUAAAAACUAUUUAGAGGUUCAUUCGACCUGAUACUCUUCUAGGCAAAACAUUGCCCUCUACAUUUAUUUAACAUCUUAAAAACGAUACAUUGUAAUAGAUUAAACCCAUCAGAAUUUAAAGUUGGUAACAUUAAAAGGCAUUAGUAACAACAAUCCAGUCAUCACUCUUGGCAGGAGCCAUUCAUAAUGCAUAUUUUCUUUCACUUUGAAUACUUUUCUUCUGAAUCUAAUGUAAUAGCAAGAAGAGGACUUCCUGUUAAAAUGAGUAUUUUAACACUGUAGAUUUACUUCUUCUACUUACUAAAGUUAAUGAAUGUUAUACUACCACACUCAUAGGCAUAAUUUACAGGGUGGUGGGGGGGUUACAACACCCCCAAUAAUCAAAACUGGCUGGGGUUAUGAAGUCAAACACUGUCUUUGUUGUUAAGAUGUGCAUAAUCCCUAAAAUAAACAUCCCAAAGCACGUGUAA